GGUGAACUCGGUUGCAGACAAAGUGGUUAGUGGCAGGCUUAAAUUCUCAAUAAAUGUAAUAUUUGGUGAACUACAUGUUACAAGUAUUAACUUAUUGUAAAUUACUAAACCCAUCAUCAGUAUUAACCAGAACUAUGGAUAGUAAUAAACUGAAAAUCGUGCGAUUAGAGCAAAAGGUUGCAAGGGCUGAAUUGGCAAUACAGAAUUUAUUAGCUGAGGUUGAAGGGAUAAAGACUGAGAUACAUGCUCUCAAAUCUGGACAAGCCACACCAAUAAUUAAAGCAGAAUCAAUAAAUAAAUUGGUUGAUGUUGGACCACUUGUUCAAAAAAGACUGUUACAAUGUAAUUCAGGUGUUGGUGUGUUAGAGAAGGUAAAGAAAGCCAAAUUAUCAUUUGAUAAAGAUGGAGAUUAUAUUGUUGUUUAUACUGAUGGUGCUUGUCCAAACAAUGGAAAAGGUGGUGCUAAGGCUGGAAUUGGUGUGUGGUUUGGAGAAAAUCAUCCAUUGAAUGUUGGCAAACCAUGUCCUGGAAAUAGGCAGACCAAUAAUGCUGCUGAAAUUUUAGCUUGUGCUGAAGCUUGUAAAAUUGCAGAAAUGAAUGAUCUUGCAAAAAUUCAAAUUAACACUGAUUCAAAAUUUGUUAUUGAUUGUGUAACAAAAUGGAUGCCCAACUGGAAAAGAAACAAUUGGAAAACUGCAGCUGGAAAGGAUGUUAUUAAUAAGGAAGAAUUAUUGAUUCUGGAAAAGAAUGCCAACAUCUUAAAUGAUGUUAAAUAUAAACAUGUGAAUGGACAUGCUGGAAUUCAGGGCAAUGAAGGUGCUGACCAAUUGGCAGUAAAAGGUGCAUACAUGUAACAAAACUUUGAUUUUGAGUUUCAUUGUUCCACUUUAUUAUUUAUCUCGUUAUUUGUUUCAUUAGCAUAAGACACAUUCUGUGAAUGUUUUACCUUCUUAAAUUCUUAAUAAAUGCUUGAAAAUCA
Messenger RNA from Dalotia coriaria, 979 nucleotides. RefSeq names its product ribonuclease H1 (gene rnh1). The transcript is spliced from 5 exons. Gene Ontology annotation, biological process: DNA replication, removal of RNA primer. The record is from RefSeq and is a predicted model, not a curated record. Bases 75 to 854 code for a protein of 259 amino acids. Gene Ontology annotation, molecular function: RNA-DNA hybrid ribonuclease activity; nucleic acid binding. NCBI's taxonomy places the organism in Eukaryota, Metazoa, Arthropoda, Insecta, Coleoptera, Staphylinidae.